CUCGCUAGUAGUGUUAACUUGCUCGCACAGUAGUAUGAGAGACUAAAACUCAGCUGUCACUUGCCUCUGGUUAUGCAUUUUUCUGGUCGUCGUCGUCGUGAACGCAAUAACUCUCGAAUCGAUAAUCACGGUUUUAUUUUGGUGUUUAAAUUUUGGUUUUCACCAUGAGCAGCAACACGGGACCACAGCAGUAUGUCUACGACGAAUUUGGGCCCAAAUAUAGUGAUUUGCCGAUGGAGAUUCUGGUGGAGAUAUUUGGAUACCUUAAUCCGGGCGAUCGGUUCCAGGUCGGAUUAACGUGCAAACGUUGGCUUGAGGCGACCCAGUAUCAGCAGUUUGUAAACGAUCUUUGUUUGGCCUUUCACAAAACCCACAUUAGCGACUCGACGAGUCCAGUGAGCGGACUGCUGCAAAGUUCGCGCAACUUUCAGAAUGUGGUCCUGUCGCAGGUGGAUUUCAAUGAAACGGAACGGUUUUUCAGUCGCUUUGGCGAGAAUAUCUACGAGCUGAGCUUCAAAGCGUGCGAUAUUCGGGAGAAAACGUUCACCAGUAUACUGAUGAGUGUUCCAAACCUGAGAACACUCCGUAUCGAGGGAUGUCGCGAGCUGCUAAUGUCUGGGAGAUUGUUCGAGUCUGCUUCGGAUCAGGCCAAAUUGGCGGAAACGCUGCAGAAUGUGACCACAUUGAGCUUGGCUUGUAAUCGGUACCUUUCGGAUGCUUUGUUCAAGCGGACCGUGUCGCUAAUGCCGAAUUUGGAGAGUAUUGACCUCUGCGGGUGUCACAUUUCGUUCCACAAGGGACUGUACCGGAAGUUCUACCCUGGCCGACCGGAUGACGCCUCCGAGAGCGUGCUGACUUUCUACUACAUUUCACAGUUUAUUGAACGCCAAGCUGAUAAGCUUAAGUCACUCAACUUUAGCUCCACGUUGAUCGAUGGAGACGCGUUGGAACUUUUGGCCGGAUAUGAAAGCCUCCAGUUGGAAACAUUCAACAUGAACUCCUGUGACCAGCUGACCAAACCAGGCAUAUCAACCCUGGUUCAAAAGCAGAGUUCGCUCCAGCAUCUGGACUUUUCGCGAUCGGUGCGCUUCACAGAUUCGUGUCUGGUGAAGAUCUGCGCCCACCUUCCGGAGCUAAAGUCGCUGAAAAUUCGCCGUUGCCGAGCACUUACCGACCUUGGAAUCAAACAGAUAGUCCGACUCCGCAAGCUGCAAGUACUGGACAUUUCCGAGUGUGAAUCCGUCACCGGCCAAGGUAUCAUCCAAGGUAUCGCGUCAGCCGGACCGAACCCGGUUCUACUUGAGCUGUACGUUAGUGCCCUAAACCUGUGCGAAAGCUCGGUCAUCAAAAUUGCAGAGAAUUUCCCAUCACUGCGCCUCCUGGACCUCAGCUACUGCUUCCACUCCGUAUCGGACCUCUGUCUGCAGAUCAUCUUCAAAAACCUGAUCUGGUUGAGACAUCUCAACCUGGACUAUUGCGAUAAGAUUUCCGACAGCGCGAUGACCGGCGUUGGAAUGCUGCAAAAGGUGCAGGACUUUGAAACCAGCAAAACGACCGUACCCAACACGAUCGAACCUGCCGCUCAGCAAGAUCCAGACGAAAUCGAACCAAUGCCAGCGGUCCAACUACCGGUCAAUCCCCCAGAAGAACUGUACAAAAUUUCCCUGCGAAGCCGAGCCGAACAGGAAAUCGUCAACGACGCGAUGCGCAAACGGGCCAUGAUGGAGAUUUGCCAGCAGAACGAGUUCAAGGAAGACGCCGUCACCAGCGGCCUGUCCAUCGAUCGACUCAAAGGCUUACGCGUGCUACGACUUUCCCAGUGCAACAAACUCUCCGACAUUUCGCUGAUGUACGCCUUCAAGCUGAAGGAACUGCGCGAACUCAGCCUGGCCAAGUGCCAGCAGAUUUCCAUCGUCGGAAUCAAAUCCCUCGUUCGGAACUGCCCCUCGCUGGAGGUCGUUGACCUGAGCGAGUGCCACAACAUAAACGACAAAAGUAUCGAGCUGAUUGCGAUCCACUUAAAACGGCUGCAAACGCUGUCGCUGGAUCGAUGCUUCCAGCUCAGCGAUUUCAGCUUGGACUACAUCGCGAUCCACUGUAAGGCGCUGCGCACGCUGGAUGUGCGCGGCUGUCGGAACAUGUGCGCCGAGCCGAACCUGCGCCUCGUGUCCGUGCCCACGCUGAAAACGGUGCACAUUAGCAAGCCGGGCCCGUACCUCGGGGAGGCGGGAUACUUUGUGAAGAAACCGCCGCCGCCGCCGAUGCCGAAACGGAUUUAAUAUUUGCUGCUGCUCGACGCCGGCGGCCUGUUGAUUGUUGUUUUUAUAUUGAUUAUUUAUUUUCUACUGUACUGACAGAAAAAUUGUUGAGCAAAAAUCAUUCAGUACCUAUGAAUAUUUAAACACAAAGAAGGAAACUAUCAUUGCAUAAGUUGCGAUUAUUAUCUACAAGAUGUAAAACAGAUUAUUGCGUGUACGUAGAAUCACAAGAGAAUAAAACAUGUUUCAUGGUA
This is a messenger RNA of Culex pipiens pallens (northern house mosquito), 2512 nucleotides long. RefSeq names its product F-box/LRR-repeat protein fbxl-1-like. Gene Ontology annotation, cellular component: SCF ubiquitin ligase complex. The coding region runs from base 165 to 2279 and encodes 704 amino acids. Gene Ontology annotation, biological process: SCF-dependent proteasomal ubiquitin-dependent protein catabolic process. Gene Ontology annotation, molecular function: protein binding. The transcript has 4 exons. NCBI's taxonomy places the organism in Eukaryota, Metazoa, Arthropoda, Insecta, Diptera, Culicidae. The record is from RefSeq and is a predicted model, not a curated record.